Cavia porcellus (domestic guinea pig) is the source of this 2476-nucleotide messenger RNA. RefSeq names its product autophagy related 4C cysteine peptidase (gene Atg4c). Gene Ontology annotation, molecular function: protein-phosphatidylethanolamide deconjugating activity. The record is from RefSeq and is a predicted model, not a curated record. Lineage: Eukaryota; Metazoa; Chordata; Mammalia; Rodentia; Caviidae. The coding region runs from base 915 to 2288 and encodes 457 amino acids. The transcript is spliced from 13 exons.
GUCUAUCUCCAACUACGGUGGCCUGGCGGGACCCGAGGCUGUGGCGCGGAUGUCCCGGCGUCUGUGUGCCCGGGGGUAACCGUUGUGGCUGCUGCUCAGGCCCAGGCGUGUCGCCGGUUGGUGGCUCGUGCACAUGUAUUCAGUUCUCCAUACCCGUUUCGGCGAGGGGUCGACUUGAGGUAGCGGUCAAGGAGGUUGGGAUUCAGUAUCUCUGACUUCCGAAUGACCGGGGGUCCCGCGGGGUUCUGUCCCUAGAGGAGACCGCGCGGCCCCAUCCGGGUCCGCAGGGCUCCGGCGCCUCCCGUGUGGUGCCGUUCGUCCCGGGCUCCGAAGCUCCCAAACGCGAGCUCCAGGGCAGCUGCCCUUGCUUCCUGAGGUCUUACGUGGCCCGGCGCGACCCCGUUCCCAAAGAGGAAAGCCCCGAAUUCCCGCAUCCUAACCCAGCCCUCGUUGUCGUCUUGGUCACUGCUUCUCACCACGGCACUCGAGUUCGGAUUUUGUCCUGUCUGGUUUAACAGAAGGCAGCUGAAGUCUCAUAUCUGCUGCUCCAUCCAAUACAUUGUAAUAGCAUAGGUCCUGUAUCCCUGGGAUGGAAUGCAUUCUAACCUGCUUGGAAAAUGAGGCAUAGUAUGACUGGGCUUAAGAAUUUGUUUCUUGUUUUUCAUUCUGUUUUGAUUUUUUGAGACAAGGUCUCACUUUAUAGCCCAUGCUGGCCUCAGACUCUCAGUGCUCCUCCAGCCUCUGCCUCCUGGGUGCUGGGAUAACAGAUUAUACCACACAUCUCAGUUUUUCCUCAAGUGAAGUUAUGAAGCAUGUACUUAUGAACUACAUUUAAUCGUAUUUUAAAUCACACAGAAGAUCAAACUUUACAGAAGAAUGCAAUCAAGUGAUGGCUUUUUCUUCAGAGUUUGAAUAUGGAGGCUACGGGGACAGAUGAAGUUGACAAGCUAAAAACUAAAUUUAUAUCUGCUUGGAACAACAUGAAGUAUAGUUGGGUGUUGAAAACAAAGACAUAUUUUAGUAGAAAUUCCCCUGUAUUGUUGCUUGGAAAAUGUUAUCAUUUUAAAUAUGAAGAUGAACAUAAAAUGUUAACUGCAAGGUCAGGAUGCGCCAUAGAAGACCGUGUCAUUGCGGGAAACGUGGAUGAAUUCCGUAAAGAUUUCAUCUCCAGAAUAUGGCUCACCUACCGGGAGGAGUUUCCACCCAUCGAGGGCUCGGCCCUGAGCACCGACUGUGGCUGGGGCUGCACGCUGCGCACCGGCCAGAUGCUGCUGGCGCAGGGGCUGGUCCUCCACUUUCUCGGGAGAGCUUGGAUCUGGCCUGACGCAUUGAACAUUGAGAAUUUAGACUCUGAGUCGUGGACUUCACACACAGUGAAAAAGUUUGCUGCAUCCUUCGAAGCGUCGCUCUCGGGAGAAAGACAGCUCGGGACUCCAGCCCUGUCCCUGAAGGAGACGAUGGAGAAGUACCCCAACCCCCAUGAAGUGCGAGACGAGGUUUAUCACAGGAAAAUCAUCUCUUGGUUUGGCGACUCCCCCUCGGCUCUCUUUGGCCUGCAUCAGCUCAUAGAGUGUGGCAGGAGGUCUGGGAAGAAGGCUGGAGACUGGUACGGGCCGGCCGUCGUGGCUCACAUCUUAAGGAAAGCAGUUGAAGAAGCGAGACACCCUGAUUUACAAGGAAUCACUGUGUAUGUUGCACAGGAUUGUACAGUGUACAACUCCGACGUGAUUGAUAAGCAGAGUGCCUCCAGGCCUGCUGGAAAUGCGGACGACAAAGCUGUUAUUAUUCUAGUUCCUGUCAGACUUGGUGGGGAGAGAACCAACACCGACUACUUAGAGUUUGUGAAGGGUGUAUUAAGUCUUGAAUAUUGUGUGGGUAUUAUUGGUGGCAAACCUAAACAGUCCUACUACUUUGCCGGAUUUCAAGAUGACAGUUUGAUUUACAUGGACCCUCAUUACUGCCAGUCUUUUGUAGAUGUCAGCAUAAAGGAUUUCCCUCUUGAGACAUUCCACUGCCCUUCUCCCAAAAAGAUGUCAUUUCGAAAAAUGGAUCCUAGCUGUACAAUAGGAUUUUACUGUCGAAAUGUUCAGGACUUCCAGCGAGCUUCUGAAGAAAUCACCAAGAUGCUGAAAAUGUCCUCUAAGGAGAAAUAUCCCUUGUUUACUUUUGUGCACGGACAUUCCAAAGACUAUGACUUUACAUCCACGGUGGCCAACGAAGAAGACCUUUUCUCACAGGAUGAUAAGAGACUGAAGAGGUUCAGCACAGAGGAGUUCGUCUUACUGUAGCGAGAAGGCGUCUGCGCUUGCCGGGACCUGGUGACGGGGCGAAGACUGAUGAGAACAUUCGAAACCCUUUGCACAGACAGAUAAUUUUAUAUGUUCUUUUAAAAACUUGGGAAAUUCAUGUGUUUAAAGUUGUUUUUCUGAAGUGAUUGAAUGACUCUUGCUUUCUAAUAAAAAUGUUUCUGGUUGCA